GUUUUCUUCUCUGCAGUCCAAAGAAUCAGCAUGAGUUCCAAGGAAUCUUCGUUUCCUGGACCAGAAUAAAAUUUAGUAUAAAUAACAAGCGCCUGAGCCCCUUCAAGACUCUUCAGCCUGCUCUGCGGUCACCAUGAAGUAUAUUUCACAACUCUUUUUGGCAGCACUGCCAUGGCUGCUCUUGCUGUUCUUUAACAAGGGGUUUUGUGUGCAGAGAGUUGAUUGCCAGUGGGGGGCUUUUGGGGAUUGGUCAGAGUGCGAUGGCUGCACCAAAUUACAGACCAGAAGCCGAGCCAUGGCUGUCUUUGCUCAGUUUGGUGGAAACCCUUGCAGUGGUGAGCGGACUGAGACAAGGGCAUGUGAAACCACGAAAGACUGCCCCCUUGAGGAUGGAUGUGGAGAUAGAUUUCGCUGUGGAUCAGGGAAGUGCAUUAGUCGGUCUCUAAUGUGUAAUGGAGAUGUGGACUGUGAGGGAGAUGCCCUUGAUGAACGAGUCUGUGAAAUCCAAAAAUACAUCACAUGCCCACGAUCAAAUCCACCACCUAACACUAAUCUUCUGGGUCUUGGGUUUGAUGCAGCAACGGGUGCAUGGAGGGCCAGUGUUAUCAACACGCAGAGUUUUGGGGGGCUGUGUCGUGUACUCUUCAGCGGGGUCCACAGUACCUUCUACAGACUGCCCUUUAGUACUAUCAAAUACUCCUUUCUGGUUACUGUUCAGAAUGACUUCAGCGACGAGGAGUACACCAGUAAAUGGCACUAUGCCAAGGACACUGUCGAGAGAGGAACCGUGACAGGGACCACGACAGGAUAUAAAAACUACGACUUUCAUCAAACAGAGGACAGUACACAGACCCGCAAGCUUGUGGUUUUAAAGAACGACAUCGAGGUGGCUCAGUUCCAAAGUAACUCUCCUCAGUAUAUCCCGAUUUCUGAGGAGUUUUGGAAAGCACUGGCCAAACUCCCAUCCGUCUACGACUACGCUGCUUACAGGAAAGUUCUGGAAAGGUUUGGGACACACUACGUGUCUGAAGGAAGCCUUGGAGGACACUUCAGCGUCAUCGCCAGUGUUGAUGCAGGAAGUGAACAACAAACGGUCAGUGAAAGCCAGCAGUACAAUGAGUGUGAAAAGACCAAACGCUGGAUUCUUUUCAUCCCCUUCACAAGGGUGAACUGCCAGAGUGGUCAAAAUUCACGCUCAUCUUCAUCUUCUAGUUCAAGGGCCAGUGAAGUGAAUAAAGUCGAAGCGUUUGGUGGAGGCAUUGAGUACAUCGCAGCUCUGCAGAGACUGCACCUCAAUGAUCAACAAAAGAACUGGGAGAUGUACUCAAACUGGGCUGACUCUGUGCGAUCAUUUCCAGAGGUCAUCAAAAAAAAGCUGCGUCCUCUGUCAGAGCUGGUGAAGGAGGUUCAGUGUGCCGGUGUGAAGAGGCUUUACCUUCGCAGGGCCAUAGAGCAGUACCUCUCUGAGAGCGACCCCUGCAACUGCCGGCCCUGCAGAAACAAUGGCUUGGCUGUCAUGGAUGGAUAUCAGUGCAAGUGCAUCUGUAAGCCGGGGACGUCAGGACAGGCCUGCGAGGAGGGGACAGAGGUGGAGAGUCAGCAGGGAGUAAUCCAUGGCAGUUGGGCGUGCUGGUCCGCAUGGUCAUCAUGCUCUGGUGGUCGACGGUCAAGAAGUCGCUCAUGCUCUAACCCCAGCCCUCAGAACGGAGGACAACACUGCACUGGGGAGACCACUGAGACAUCCGACUGUGAGGACCAAGACCUGCAAUACCUAAGAACAAUGGAGCCUCAGUGCUUUGAUUUAACUCUCCCAGCGAGCCAGAAAUGUGGAGUCCCACCUGCUCUGGUCAAUGGCUACAUCCUGGAUCCUAAAGACGUUUACCUUGUGGACAGCAGAGUUGAGUACACAUGUGAUAGCGGUUUCUACCUGAUUGGCAGAAGCAUUCGAGAGUGUACUGCUGAUCUGACCUGGUCCCCUGGGCCUGGAGUGUGCACAACUUGGAGGUGCACACUUGAGUCCCUCGCUGAAGAUGUUAUCGCUGAUCAGUCAGGACCAAACUUCUACUUGGGGGAGGUGGUCACCUUGUCGUGUCCAGCAGGGAAACAGCUGAUUGGAGAGGAAAGAAUUACAUGUGACUCCAGCAGAAAUUUUUCACCUGACCCUGCUGACAUCAGAUGCAUUCCGAUGCGUCAAGUCCGUAUGCAACAACUAGUCUCUCCAUCGGUGGUAUGCAACCCAUGGGAGAAGUCUGUCAGAGGAAAAUGUGUUUGCAAAAUGCCAUUUGAGUGCGGAUCAUCCUUGGAGUUGUGUGCUACCAAACCUAUGAGUGGGAAAUCAGUCCUUCUGAAUGUGUGCAAAAUGCACGUACUGCAGUGUAUGGGGAAGAAUCACACAAUAGAAGAGGACAGCGUCUGCAAGUGGCCAGAGCGAAACACAACAGGCUGUACGCAUUGUCACAUGUGGGAGACCUGUGAUGAUGAAAUCAACGAGUGCCGCUGCAAGGACUCUGCACAUUGCAUGAGCCCAGGUUUUAAUGUAUGUGUCCGCGUGGGAGAGGAUGACACUGCAGCGGCUCAGACCAUGAGCGAGUGUGAGGCGGGGCUGCGGAGAUGCAAAGGAGAAAAGGUGUCCGUUGUCAGUGUUCUGCCUUGUGAUGCCUGAGGACGGACAACUAUACCUUUUCACCUGUGAUAGUAUCUCUUUAAUUCACCGACUCAGUCCCAUUUUAACUAUUACCCCAACCCUGUUUUUGAGUGCCCACUUCAACCCUUGAAACAUUGUUACAAGGGGUAGUGGUAAAAUCUCAUCCUUGGGAAUUGGACAAGCCUUCAAGUUCCUUAUGCAUCAAAAGAAGUCAUUGACAACAUUUCACUUACAAAAACCACCGCAGUGAAAAAAAAAAAAAGGUUUUAAACAGUUUAAAAAUUGAGAUGAUUAUAUGGUUUGGGUAUAAGGGUUGAGGUUAAGGGUCGAGGGAUAGUGGGAUGCAGGGAGGAAUUCUUGAGGAAUAAAGCAAGCAAGAGGCAGUGCCUAUAAAGGUUAUUCACCCCCUUAGAUAUUGAACACUUUUAUUUAUUUUAUAAAUCAGUAAAGGUCAAAAUAAUUUCGCUUUAAGGUCCAAUGGUAGCCAGGAAUACUGCUUAACCAGUGACUCAAUCUUCCAAACAAAGGUGUCUAUACUACAAUAACUUGAGACACAUUCACCUCACCUCACUCAGGUGAUCCUCAUUUCACUAAUUAUGAGACUUCUAGCACCAAUUGGCUGGACCUCUGUUGAACUAGGCCAGUAAUUUUAAAGAGAGUGAAUAUUUAAGGGGUCACUUAUUUUACCUUACAUAUUUUUCAUUUAAUUGACAUAACUGUUUUCACUCUGAUGUUAAAGAGUUUCUUUUUUUGUAUUUUCUUGUAAAAAAAAGACAGCUAAAUUAUAUUGAUUAUGAUUGAUUUAUAGAAUCAAUAAAAGGCUAAAACAUUCAAGGGGGUAAAAACUUUUUAUAGGGGCUAAGAUGAAGAGAUGGUGUUGGGCUUUCAUGGGCUGGGGAUUUGAGGCUCAAGUUGGUGGCAUUGGUUGUGGUGUGAGGUGGAUGAUCGACUGGUUUGAACUGAUGAUUGCCAAGGAAGUUGGAGGAAUAAAGACUUUGAUGGAGGAGUCAGAUUGUCAGACUGGUGACCGCUGAUGUUGGUACGAUGCGAGGGAACCUGAACCAAGUUUAUAAAACUAUCUUUAUGUAAACGGAUGCAACAAUGUUACUGAACAUUUCUACUAUGAGCAGUUUGUAUGCUUCUUCACAGUAAAGGACUAUAAUACAGCAAAAUAAUAUGAAAUUGCAAUAUUAAAUGGCUGUCUUGAUUCUCAAAUUUAAUUUACCGAAAACUACUUACACUUGUACACUUCUUUUAAUGCUUGAGCAGCGAUCUUGCUGAUGAUUUUAAGGGCAUUCUGGGAGAUUUCACAAAACAUUUCGUUACGAAUUUGUCUCUGGAAAAUCUCUCUUUGAAGGGUCAGGCCACCCCACAAUUGGGAUACCCUACCCCUUGGUAUGAGCUGCAAAAAGUAAGGAAAAGUCUAAAGCUGGAGGUAUACUUGCAUUUGCUUCUGGCUGCAUCAUGAGCACUUUAUAUGUAAUGUGUGUUAGUGGAGGACACCACUAGAGGGCACAAGAGAGCGCUCAAGCAGACAUACAACUCCUAGAUGUGUGGGAUGUAAACUACAAACAGGGAGACACUGAGGAUGUUACUAUGAUGUUAAUUCUGAGAUCAGAACUUACAUAAGAUUCACAUCAAUUGUUGAUGGCAACAUCAGAUCAGCUCAGACUGAUGACUGCUGGUCAGACUACAGCGUCUACACGUUAUUUUUUACAGUAUUCAUACAGUUGUAGAAGUAACAUCCCUGGUGUGUUGAUUUAGUAAGUAACUGUGUUAAAUUGUGACUUUCAGCCAACUGUGUUUGUAGAUAUGCUGGUUAGAAAAAGACUGAUCCUUUGUGUAGAUUGUGGAUAUUAUGUCCAAAUACCCUUAUCAGAUAUGCAGCAAAUGAAAAAUAAACACAUACGAACACA
Messenger RNA from Cheilinus undulatus (humphead wrasse), 4560 nucleotides. It is a transcript of the gene c7a, whose product is annotated as complement component 7a. The transcript is spliced from 18 exons. The record is from RefSeq and is a predicted model, not a curated record. Gene Ontology annotation, molecular function: protein binding. The coding region runs from base 134 to 2662 and encodes 842 amino acids. Gene Ontology annotation, cellular component: membrane attack complex. Gene Ontology annotation, biological process: immune response. Lineage: Eukaryota; Metazoa; Chordata; Actinopteri; Labriformes; Labridae.